Molecule: messenger RNA, 2204 nt
Organism: Dermatophagoides pteronyssinus (European house dust mite)
Lineage: Eukaryota; Metazoa; Arthropoda; Arachnida; Sarcoptiformes; Pyroglyphidae
Product: Y+L amino acid transporter 2
Biological process (GO): amino acid transmembrane transport
Cellular component (GO): membrane
Molecular function (GO): L-amino acid transmembrane transporter activity
Source: RefSeq, a predicted model, not a curated record
AAUUGAUAAAUAAUUUAAUCAAUGUCAUUCGAAUUCGACCGUUUUUGAUCGCCUAUAAUAACAAUAUAUUUCUAUAACAUUCAAUUGAUAAAAGAUUCAAUUCAACAGAUUUUUUUUUCAAAAUUUCAUCUCUAUUGGUGUGUUCAAUCAUCUUCAUCAUCAUCAUAGACGUCAUUUGAAAUCGACAAGUGGAUGCUCUAUACAUAUAAAAUUUGAAAUUCAUUUGUCUAGAAGCCGGCUCCGGUUGUCAUAUUUUAUUUCACUUUCAUCCCUCUCUCUCUCUCUCAGCCAAUUAAUUCAUCAACACCAUUAAAUUAGUGAAUCAAUCAUCGAUUGUCAUUCAAUAGCAUUUCGUAUAUAAUAUUUCAUGUAAUUUUUAAUUUUACAUCUAUUUGAACCAUCUAUUUGUUCUUACAAAUAAACAAAAUAGAAAUAAAUUAUUUAUUUCUAUAAAAUUUAUAAACUUUUCUAUUACAAAACAACAAAAGCAAACAAAGAAAAUGGCCGACAAUUAUUCUGCAGUGCCCCAACAGAAUCGUGAUGUUGAAAUGACAACACCAGCUAAUAAAUCAUCUUCAAAUGAUGAAUCGGAUGGUCAACAAACAGCAACAACACCAACUACAGCAGCAAAUGAUGAUGUUAUUUGUUUAAAGCCAAAAAUGAGUCUUUUGAAUGGUAUUACUGUUAUUGUUGGUAGUAUCAUUGGUUCGGGUAUAUUUGUAUCACCAAAAGGUGUACUAGAAAAUACCGGUAGUGUUGGUUUAUCAUUACUUGUUUGGAUUAUUAGCGGUUUAUUUUCCACAAUUGGUGCAUAUUGUUAUGCUGAAUUAGGAUGUAUGAUUACAAAAACUGGCGCAGAUUAUGCAUACAUAAUGGAAUCAUUUGGACCAUUCGUUGCAUUUCUUCGUCUUUGGAUUGAAUGCAUGAUUGUUAGACCUUGUUCACAGGCAAUUGUUGCAUUGACAUUUUCAUUCUAUGUUUUACGUCCAAUAUUUCCCGAUUGCGAUCCACCAGCCGAUGCUGUCCGUUAUUUGGCCUGUAUCUGUAUUGGUCUUCUUACAUUCGUAAAUUGUUGGGAUGUUAAAUGGUCGACAAGAGUGCAGGAUUUUUUUACAUAUGGAAAAUUAUUGGCUCUUUGUACCAUUAUUAUUACUGGAGUCGUUCAAUUAUUCAAAGGAAACGUUGAAUAUUUUACAUUUAAACAAGAUCCGUUAGUCGAAAAUGUGGAUAUAUCAACAAUAGCAUUGUCAUUUUAUUCCGGUCUAUUCGCAUACAAUGGAUGGAAUUAUUUGAAUUUUGUCAUAGAAGAAUUGAAAGAUCCUCAUAAAAAUCUACCCCUGGCCAUCUUCAUAUCAUGUUCUCUUGUCACAGUUGUUUACACGAUGACCAUCAUUGCUUUUCAUUCAACAUUGAGCGUUGCCGAUGUUUUAUCUGCUGAAGCUGUUGCUGUUACGUUUGCCGAACGUUUAUAUGGAUGGAUGGCUUGGAUCGUUCCGGUUUUUGUCGCCAUGUCUACAUUUGGUGGUGUGAAUGGCAUCUUGUUUACUUCAUCGAGAUUGUUUUUUGCCGGUGCAGAACAAAAACAAAUGCCUGAAAUAUUGGCCAUGAUUCAAAUAAAUCAUUUGACACCGACACCAGCCGUCAUUGGCAUGUGUUUAUUGUCAUUGGUUUAUUUAGCAUCAAAAGAUAUCUAUGCAUUGAUUAAUUAUGUUGGUUUUGCAACAUGGUUAGCCAUCGGUUUGGGUGUAGCUUGUCUUCCAUAUCUUCGAUGGAAAAGACCGGAUUUACAUCGUCCAAUUCGUGUACAUUUAAUUUGGCCAACAAUUUAUAUAUUGGCAUCAAUAUUCAUCACCAUUGUUCCAAUGAUUGCUGAUCCAAAAGGUACCCUUACCGGAGCUCUAAUCAUUUUGACUGGUGUUCCAGUAUAUUUCAUAUUCAUUGCUUGGAAAAAUAAGCCACGAUUUUUGCAAGCACUUUUCGAUAAUUUAACCCUAUUCCUUCAAAAAUUACUUGUUGUCGUACCGUCAGAAAAGCAAGCUAAACUUUGAUUCAAUUUUCAAAUUGAUUAAUUUCAUCAAAACAAAUUGUUCAUCCUUGUUGUUCAAUACCCUAUAUAAUUGUCGUUUUCAUUUUAAAUUCACAAGGUUAACAUUUCGUUUGUUCAUUCGAUUUUUAUCAUUCUCAUUUCAUUGAAUUGACAUGUU